Messenger RNA from Mytilus californianus (California mussel), 3227 nucleotides. RefSeq lists its product as uncharacterized. The record is from RefSeq and is a predicted model, not a curated record. NCBI's taxonomy places the organism in Eukaryota, Metazoa, Mollusca, Bivalvia, Mytilida, Mytilidae. The transcript is spliced from 2 exons. The coding region runs from base 82 to 1776 and encodes 564 amino acids. Gene Ontology annotation, molecular function: zinc ion binding.
GAAAAACAACGACCUAUUUCAUACUUCCUGUUUAAUAUUUAUCGACUUUGAAGACCACUUUUCUAUUAAACAUCCAAGGUCAUGGCUACUUUGUUUGAAAAUUGUUGUAUUUGUUAUUUACGUCACGUUUCUAAGCUGUCAGUUGUUUGGUGCUCAGAUUGCGAUGAAGGACUAUGCCUGGACUGUAAGGAACAUCACGGCUUGUCAAAGGCCACACGAAACCACACCACAGUUCUUAUCGCGGAAUACCACAUGUUGCCAUCUUUUAUUGCAAACAUUAAACUGAACUGUGAUGGACACGACGAAAAGUACCAAUUGUUUUGCAAUGUGCAUAAUGAACUGUUGUGUAGAAAAUGUGUCAUUUCUGCAAACCACAGGGAAUGCAAAGAAAUAUUACUCGUUGAAGAUGUUGUGCAAAAUGCUAAAACAUCAGUAGCCUUUACGGAGAUCACAUCCUCACUCGUGGAACUGAAGGAAAACCUCAGUCGUAUUCUGGCUGACAGACAAAAGAAUGUAUCUUCGCUAUCAGCUUCAAAAAAGAAAUUCGAAUCCGAGAUAUCAGCAAUCCGACAAACGAUAAAUUAUAACCUAGAUAAAAUGCAAGACAAUUUUGUCGCUGAACUCAACAAAUCUGUAGAAAAUUCAACCAAACAAAUACAGAGUUUCAUUGCAUCUCUGAAAAAAACUCAAAGUUUAGUCGAAGAGUGGAUAGAAAAUGUAGAAAGCAUAAAGGAACACGCAACAGAUAUGCAAACAUUUUUAGGGAUCACUCAGUUAGAAACCAAACUGAAUAAAACAGAAAAUGACAUACAGUCUUGGAUUGAAGAUCAACAAUUGGCUCACGUCGAAGUUAUUUGCCAAUUUAACGACUUAUUACAAAAUAUCAGUAAAGAAACACCUACGUUUGGAAAAGUUGGCAUCAAUGCCCUACCAUGUAAACUCCUAUUAAAAAGAAGGAAAGAGAGCCAAGCUCAGUUGAUUAGUGUAAACGUGAAUCCUACAAUGUCUGUUGACAAUAUAACACUGAAGUUAAAAACAAAAAUAAAUACAACAGCUUUAAAUGUGUCAGGUUGCUGUAUUUUACCUUGUGGCAAACUUGUGGUAUCAAACUUUAAUCCUUCUUUUUUGAUACUUUUUUCACCUGGUGGAAAAUUUGAAAAGAAAAUUACCAACAUGAUGCCAAAUAUUCAUGAUGUUACAUGUGUCGACAAUGAAACUGUUGCCGUAAUAUCAUCCACGAAAAGGAAUAUUGAACUAGUUAGUCUUAAAUUAGGGAAAACAUUCAGAAGUAUCUCCACGACUCACCCUUCCUAUGGCGUAACUUACUCUGAAGGCAAUUUUAUAGUUUCUCUCGAAAACAAAUUACAGGAGAUCAGGUUAAAAAAUAACGAGAAAAAUUACAUACGCAGUGGGGAAGUCUCAACAUUUUUUGCUUCAUUAGGCAAUACACUUUAUUCUGUAAACGGAUAUACCAAUACGAUCGUCUGUCAUAAUAGAAACGGGGAUAUAUUAUGGACAUUUACAGACGAAAUGGUUCUCACGGGACCUAGAGGUAUCACAGUUGAUGAACACGGGAAUUCUUUUGUUGCAGGGCUCGAUUCAAAAAAUGUCAUUGCAAUAGACUCUGGUGGCAAACAGUACAAAACACUCCUGUCAGAGACAGACUUAAUUGGUUCUCCAUGGGCUCUUUGCUAUAACAGCAAAUUCAAAUCUUUGUUUGUUGUGAACGAAAAAGAUGGUCAGGCGUUUUUAUACACUGUUAAUUACGCGUUCUAAGCUAUAUAUAUAUAUAUAUAUAUAUAUAUGUGUAUGUAUAUAAAACUAGAGGCUCUCACGAAUCUGUGUCGCUCACCUGUAUCUACUGUGGUUUUGGAAAUCAUGUAAAAUAAGGUUAAAAUCAUAUAGAUACCCUAAUAAUGAUUGAGGCCAAGUUUGGUUUAAUUUAGCCCAGUAGUUAAAUUAAAAGCAGAAGAUUUUCGAAAAGAUUUACAAAAAUUACCAAUAAAUUGCAGAAAAUAACUUUAAAAGACAAUAACUCCAAUAAGAUGUCAAUUACCAAUUGGUCAUGUUAACUUAUUUGUAGAUCUUUCUUUGCUUGAUAUUUUGGCUGUUUACAAUAUAUCUCAAUCUGUAAUGAUAUUCAAGAUAAUCAACAAAAAAUAAAAAAUUUCCUUUCCUCCACUCCAAAAUUUAUUUCACCCAGGGACGGUGUAAUGGUGAAAAUGCCUUUAAAUGUUUUUAUGGAACACUCUUCAAUAAAAUAAAUUGGGGCAGGGGUUCCAGUGACCCCGAAUAACCCGCCGGGUCUGGAGGGCAUUCACCCAAUAUAAGUAUGCUGAAAGAAAAGAUAUAAUAAUGCUUCAUAGAAAAAGUAACACUGAAUAAUUCUAAACAUGGAACAUAUCAAGGAGAAAUUAUUAGUUUCCCCCCCCCCCCCCUGAAAAAUUGCACGCCCUGGAAAAAAAUCAAGUCAUCCAAUUGCAGCCUUACAAUAGUUACUGAAGACCCCUUAUCAUUAUUUAAAUUAGUUUUCAAGUUGUGACCUUUUGAAAUUGGUUUUUUUUUUACCUUUUUCCCCAUAGACUUCUAGAGUAAACCCCUAUAUGUUUUAUUUUUACCAAUGGGGACCAUGUUGGUUGUACGGCAGGGUCAUCGGAUACAUUUUUCAAUCAAGAUACUCUAAUAAUAAUUGUGGCUAAGUUUAAUUUCAUUUGGCCAAGUAGAUAAAGAGAAGAUUUUUGUAAAAGAUUAAAAAAAAAUUACGAAAAAGAGAAACAUUGACUUUAAAGGGCAAUAACUCCUUAAGGGGGCAAUUGACAAUUUUGGUUAUGUUGACCUGUUGAACAUUUUAACCCCGUUAGAUUUGCUCUAAAUGCUUUAGUUUCAGAGAUAUAAGCCAAAAACUGCAUUUUACCUCAAUGUUCAAUUUUUAGCCAUGGCGGCCACCUUGGUAGGUGGGCGCGGUCAUCGGAUACAUUUUUUUAAACUAGAUACCCUAAGGAUGAUUUAGGCCAAGAAUGGUUUAACUUGGCCCAGUAAUAUCAAGAGAAGAUUUUUGUAAAAGAUUACAAAAAUUUACGAAAAGGGCAAUAACUACUUAAUGGGUCAUUUGACAAGUUUGGUCAAAUUGACUUAUUUGUAGAUCUUACUUUGCUGAAUAUAUUUCCUGUUUACAGUUUAUCUCUAUCUUUUAUAAUAUUCAAGACAAUAACCAAUAAAAUGCUUCG